AUGGGUGAUAUAAAAGACGCUCAACUAAGUGCCCUAAAUGUGGGGGAGCUAGAUUUAUAUGUCGACAGUAUGGAACCAUCGCGCAUAGACUGCAUAGGAAAUCAGGGAUGGGUAGACUGGCACAUUCGGUUACAGAAACUAAAUCAGCAAGCAGUGUUGGAGGCUUCUUCAAUGAUGGAGGAACGCACUAAAGAAACCUUAAUUUCUUCUGGGAAGCUGCCAGUGUUAGUUUAUGAAGCAAUAUGCAUACAAGUAUGGCGCACGAAGAUCUAUCCACAGAUAAUUAAGUUGGAACCAGCACCGGAAAACACCUUCGGCGUUUAUAUGGUGCUAUACCAUGAAGCAGCCACUGUUGGACUGUUGGAGACAGUGUUGUUCCACGAGGAUGGCGCGCAAUGUAUCAGCGAGGUGGUUAUAGACCUGCUGAACUACGCCGUUGACCAGCUUACUGUUUUGUUGGCUCUCAUCAAUAAUGGGCAGCUGAAGCCAAUAACUACCAAGGAGUUGGAAUGCGAGACAGCCAUUGAGGAACUGGAGCGACAGAAACGGGACCUGCAGUUUGACAUUAGCAUGCGAUGCAUCUCUAUCGUGCGCUACAUAGCUGAGCAUAUGGAAGUGGGCGGUGCAGGCGCAUCUAUUUCCACGAACUUGUACAAGACGCAUGACGUGCCUUCGCUGCUGACGCAUCUCCUGCUCCAUGAGCCCUGGAUGAGGAGGAACGAAAAGGGGGAACUGCAAACUUUUAACUACGGUCGUUGGAGCAAGCCUUCAGCGGAGGACUUGUCUCAGCUGCACCGCACGGAGGCUCAGCUCUGGCUGUGUGUGCGACAACUAUUGCUGGAGCCGCGCCUGUCUCACUACUACACCAUCGACGAGUGCCGCCGCAAUGCGUUCUGCCGGCUGCAAGCCAAGAUGACAGAACCCAUGUUGGACCAGAUCCCGCCUCUGGGCGACCUGAAGAGGUUCCUCUGCCAGCUGGCUGUAGGCGACUACUCCAGUCUCCACAAUCGAACUAAUGGGGUCAAGAAUCCUGGAUGCACUCUCAUCGAGAUGGUUCCACAGAUUAAAGAUGGCUAUCUAAAACAAGUGCACAAACGAACCAAGACUCUCGCUAAGUCCCAACUGGAGUUAUUCCACAUGGAUGGGUCCGAAGAAUCGAGGAAUAUGGCUAAGAAGCUUUUGGAGUCGUACACUAGCGACGCAGCGCUUGCAUUGGAUAGUGGCGGCGCGAAGUGUGCCAAAUGUGGAGACAAAGCUUCAAAGAAGUGCUCUAGAUGCAAGACCGAGUGGUAUUGUGGCAGAGAAUGCCAAGUUCAACAAUGGCCAAAGCACAAGGAGAUAUGCGAUCAGUUUUCCAAACUAUGUGUUUAA
Messenger RNA from Spodoptera exigua (beet armyworm), 1371 nucleotides. NCBI's taxonomy places the organism in Eukaryota, Metazoa, Arthropoda, Insecta, Lepidoptera, Noctuidae. The record is from the annotation of a GenBank genome assembly.